Messenger RNA from Triticum urartu, 1898 nucleotides. RefSeq names its product protein S-acyltransferase 8. Gene Ontology annotation, biological process: peptidyl-L-cysteine S-palmitoylation; protein targeting to membrane. Gene Ontology annotation, cellular component: endoplasmic reticulum; Golgi apparatus. Lineage: Eukaryota; Viridiplantae; Streptophyta; Magnoliopsida; Poales; Poaceae. Gene Ontology annotation, molecular function: protein-cysteine S-palmitoyltransferase activity. The record is from RefSeq and is a predicted model, not a curated record.
UCUAUUCUGAGAAAGGAAAAAGGCGGCCGUUUUACACCUCACCAGCCACCCCCACGCACAAAGGCGACGCAAGCAAGCAGCUUUCCUCGCCUCAUCUCCCUCUCCCAGUUCCUCGCUCGCGCACCAACUCUUUCAAAAUCCCCCCUUUCUCGCGUGCCUGCGUCGAUUCCGUCCGUCGUGCUCGCCGCCGGCUCGGGGCGCGCCUGGAUGAGGCGGCCCCGCUGACCGGAGCCGAAUCCGCCGCGCGCCGCCGCCCAUGGCGCAGCCGCAGCCGCAGCCGCAGCAGCGGGUCUACCAAGCUUGGAAAGGGAAUAAUAGGUUCUUCCUCGGAGGGAGAUUGAUAUUCGGACCCGAUGCCAAGUCACUGCUCGUCUCGGUUGCGCUCAUCGUGGUGCCGGUUCUCGUCUUCUGCGCCUUCAUCGCGCCGCACCUUCUCCACCGGUUCUCCGGCUACAACGCAGGAUACGCGAUUCCUGCGGUGGCAGUCGGGUUCACGAUCUACGUGCUUCUGUUGCUGCUGAUCACCUCGGCUCAGGAUCCUGGUAUUGUGCCUCGCGCAUCGCAUCCACCGGAGGAAGACUUUGCGUAUGGCAAUCCGUUGGCCGGGGAAACACCGGGCAGGCUGCAGUUUCCCCGUAUAAAGGAGGUGAUGGUUAAUGGGAUGCUUGUGAAGAUAAAGUAUUGCGACACCUGCAUGAUUUACCGGCCUCCUCGGUGCUCUCACUGUUCGAUAUGCAACAACUGUGUGGAGCGAUUCGAUCAUCAUUGCCCCUGGGUUGGACAAUGCAUUGGUCAGCGCAAUUACCGAUACUUUUUCCUAUUUGUUUCGUCCUCGACUCUUCUUUGCAUUUAUGUCUUUGCCAUGUCGGCACUACACAUCAAGUUUCUCAUGGACGGAGACUAUCCUACAGUAUGGAAGGCUUUCAAACACUCUCCAGCUUGCUUGGUGCUUAUGAUAUAUUGUUUCAUUGCUCUAUGGUUUGUUGGCGGGCUCACUGGAUUCCAUUCGUAUCUCAUUAGCACUAACCAGACGACAUACGAGAAUUUUCGGUACAGAGCAGACAGCAGGCCCAACGUCUAUGACCGAGGAUGUCUGAAUAACUUCCUAGAAGUCCUGUGCAGCAAGGGGAAGCCUUCUAAGCACAGGUUCCGAGCCUAUGUUCAAGAGGAGGUACGCGCUCCAGUAGUUAACUUCGGUAGGCAGAUGGAGGAGGAACCGGCUGGCGGCCCUCGCGCAAAGGUAGAAGACGAUCUUGAGAUUGGCAGCGAUCUCCUGAAGAUCUCUCGGCGGCGCAACUAUGAGGACGUUGACGUCGAAAUGGGGAACCAGGACGACGGUGAGACGGAAGGCACCGGCGGCCCCAAACUGGCGGCGGGUUCGGGGUCGCAGAUUCCUGCGGUCGGGAGCGAGGUGCGGGUGCGGCACUCGAGCUGGGACCGGAGAAGUGGGAACUGGGACAUGUCGUCGGACAUGAUUGGAAGGAGCGCAUCGGAUGUGCUUGGAAGAAGCGCUUCCCUCACCGAGGCUGGGCCGCGGUCUCAAAGAUAACUCACUAGUAGCUGAAAAUGUGUGAAUUCUUCUGAACUUUGUGUUGGCGGGCUGGGUUCUGCGAUUGUUUACUGACGGUGACACACCGGGAGAAGGGAGAGGAACGAUGACCGUGACCCGUUUUGACUUUUGACUGCCAUGUUUUGGUAUCUUGGAUCGUGUUUUAUGUAUGGACAGUUGUUGUGGUCGAAGGGCUUAGUGGUAAUGUCGGUCUUUUUUGCGCCGGUGUUGUCGUCUGACAGUGUUCGAUGCCAUUCUUUGUGUAAAUUACUGAUGCGGGAUACUCAUCCACCUGUAAUUCCUCACCGGCUCUUCCUUGGAAAUGUCUCUAGUUUAGCUUGCAUCUCAA